AGAAACGGUUUAAGUACCUGUUGAUGCAGGGCAAUGCCCAGCUUAUGAGGCAGGCACGCUGCAAAUAUUCGUUUAAUCAACUGUAAGUCGAGCAUUCAUCUACUAUUCCGUAUGCGUAUCGCGUUUCUUUUGCCAUGAAACCGACCAUCCAUAAAGUCGAUCCGAAUGGAGAUACACUGCUCAUCCUCCGCAACCCAAACGCGCCGUUUGCAGGAGAUGCAACCGUUUGGCCUGAUGCUCUGCCAAAAUAUCGCUCAGAUAGAUUGAAACGAAAUGAGCGAGAAUUGGAACUAAUCGCACAAGCCGAGCACCCGACUCCUGAUGGCCCGCGAGAAGUCCACUUCCAGCUCUCUUCAAAGCAUCUCACGCUUACAUCGGAAUAUUUUCGAGCACUAGUGGCCAACCGCUGGAAAGAAGCCAGCUCAAGCUGCGGCUUCGCUUACACUGUAACUGCUGAAGAUUGGGACGAGGCUGCAUUGCUCAUGGUCAUGAACAUUAUACACUGUCAAACCUCGGAAAUACCCCAGGAUAUCGAUUCUGAGAUGGUUGCGAAAAUGACUGUCAUUGUCGACUAUUACCAAUGCACUAAGGCAAUCAGUUUCUACGUGGAUAUAUGGAUGAGAAGCUUCGAUUCGAGAGAGCUCUCUUGUGGUGGCUAUAAAAGAAAGCUUUUGCUUAGGCUUUUCAUAUCCCAGCUCUUCUUCAAUGCUGACGAUUUCCAACGAUGCACGCAGGUUAUCAUACGCGAAAGCAGAGGCCCAAUGCAUUCUCUUGGACUACCAUUUCCUCAAAAUCUCAUUGGUGAUUUAUACCUUUGAUGCUUGAAGAUAGUUCGAUUAGCCGGAUGACUAACUCUAUCACUAGAUGCGCUUGAAGAUGACAGGAAAAGUCGUGUUUCCCAAGUUAUCACUGCACUUCACAAGUUAACAGAGGCUUUGCUUCUGGGCAACGGAGCGUGUUCACCUACAUGCUCUUUAACAUCCGCCUGCCUUCUAGUGAAUACUAUGAGAGGGUUGAAACUAUCCGAGCCCAGACCAGCACCGCCUUUUGUGGGCUAUAGCCUUGCGGCGAUGAAAAAUGCUUUUUCUAAAGUCCG
Messenger RNA from Trichoderma asperellum CBS 433.97, 1096 nucleotides. RefSeq lists its product as uncharacterized. The record is from RefSeq and is a predicted model, not a curated record. Lineage: Eukaryota; Fungi; Ascomycota; Sordariomycetes; Hypocreales; Hypocreaceae.